Messenger RNA from Salvelinus sp. IW2-2015, 2915 nucleotides. Lineage: Eukaryota; Metazoa; Chordata; Actinopteri; Salmoniformes; Salmonidae. The record is from RefSeq and is a predicted model, not a curated record.
UUUCGCGGACAUAUUUUGGAAGGAAUAAAUCCUCUCGCUUUGCCUCUUCCUCUCUGUCGAUACUCCGCAUUCAGACGUAAAGUGAAAAGUAUGCAAGCGUUUUAUGAUACUUCGAUGUGCAUGAGAUUUGCAUCCGGUCAUGUAAAAUUGUAAUUAUAGAGUGACAAUGACUGUAGAAAAUAGUCAGCCAGAUUCGUUCUCGAUCAGUAGUUUAGCUAGCUAACCAGUUAAGCUUGUUUUAUAAACCUCAACACACUGCGUCUGGUUUCGAAUAGCGAUUCAUACAGUGUUAUAGAUGUGCAGUAGCAACAAGGAUCGUGUGAGAUGGGCUUUAAAGAACAUUAUUUAACUUUGAAUCAAAUCUAAGUGAAAGACAAGCAGACAAAACGGAUGUGUAUACAAUAGCACAGCAGACUUCGUUGGUUUUCAGCUUUUGGUUUUACCCGCACCCCUUUCGUUUGGUAUACAAAACACAGAGAAAAUGGCGGAAUUUGAGGACGAAGCACUGCCCCGAACAAUGCAGGGGAACCGAGAUGAAGAGGAGCCCCAAGAUACCGAUGACUAAGCCAAUCAAGAUGCAAUACAACCCAAGUUUCGAGGAAAAGCACAUUGAAGAGGCAGAGGAGAUGGACACCUCAGAAGACCUGCAAGAUGACAACCUGAUCGAGCAGGAACACUUCCACAGUUCUAAUAAUGAGCAGCAAGAUGGACAUUUGGCAGUUAGGAGGAACGUAAUAUUAGAACGAACUAAAUUCAACCAAAGACAACAGGAAGCAGGAGAGACAGCUGAUGAUUUUAUCACUGCACUUCAUUGUUUGUCAGAACAUUGUGGUUAUGGAGCUCUGCUCAGUGAGAUGAUAAGAAAUAGACUAGUCAUGGGGUUACGUGACAGAAGACUGUCCGAGCAAUUACAAAUGGACCCAGAACUAACACUGGAUAAAGCUGUCACACGCAUUCGUCAAACUGAACUUGUGAAAAAGCAACAGGACCUGCCGGAGAAUAACUUCAAAGUUGCCAGCAGUACAGCAAAUGUAGACGUUGUGCUUUCACAUAGCAAACCGCAAUGCCCAGCCAAUACCCAGUGCCAAUCAGAGAAGAAGCAAAACUCAGAAAGACCACAACCUCAAACAACGCAGGAGAAUGGAGAGGAGCCCCUAGAUACUGAUGACUCUGAUGAGUGGAUCGAGGGUUUCAGUCCUGGAGGAGAGAAGCCACACUACUGCUCCGACUGCAGUAAGAGCUUUAGAAAAGUGAGGGAUCUUAUAAGACACCAGAGAUCACAUACUGGAGAGAAGCCUCACCACUGCCCUGUUUGCGACAGAAAUUUUGCUCGAUUAGAUAAGCUUAAAUUACACAAAAAAAUGCAUAUGAAAGAGAAACAUGUCACACAGACAGAAGAAACUAAACUGAAGGUAGACCGUGUGCACACACAGCAAAGAACCGCCAGCAGAGGCAGGCAGAAGAGUAAAAUGCGUGCAGAAACACCAGGAAAAAUUGUCCAGUCACAGCCAGGAAAAGAAUUGUCUUGCAAAAGUUUAACUAGAAAGACUCAACACUCAGAAAAACUGCAACAACCCCAAACAAUGCAGGAGAAUGAAGAGGAUCCUGAAGAUACUUCUGAUGACUGGACCGAGAGUUUCAGUACUGUAGAGAAGCCAUACAUCUGCUCCGACUGUGGUAAGAGCUUCAAACAAGCGAAUCGUCUUAUAAGACAUCAACGAACACAUACAGGAGAGAAGCCUUACGACUGCCCUGACUGUGACAAAAGUUUUGCUCGAUUAGAUAAUCUUAAAUUACACCAAAAAACACAUAUGAAGGAGGAAUGUAAUUUCCACUGCUCUGACUGUGUGAAAAGCUURGUCCGACUGAAGCAGCUUGAAAAACAUCAGCUAACACACAAGAAAAGUUUUGAAAGACACAGAAUACAUUUGAGCAAAAGAAAACAAUUUCUCUGCACAAUUUGCGGGAAGGAGUGUCGCAACAUGAAAAUACACAUGCGAAUACACACUGGAGAGACACCGUAUCUCUGCACUGAGUGUGGGAAGAGUUUUCCAUAUACAAAAUCAUACCAAAGACACAUACUAACACAUACCUCUGGAGAAAGAGCAACCUAUCCUUGUUUGGAAUGUGGAAAGUGUUUUACUCGCAGAGAUGGCAUGUUGAGACACGUGAGGAGGAUUCAUACUGGAGAGAGAAAUCAUCAGUGCAGAGACUGUGGAAAGAGAUUCUUUCGAAAAGAGACACUGAAGAGACACAUGCUAGUUCACACUGGAGAGAAACCAUACCAAUGCUCUAUCUGUGGUCAACCCUUCUCCCAAGAUGGAGACAGAAAACGCCACGAGAAGAGGCACUACUCUGGUGUCUCAGAUUUCCUCGAUUUAUAAUGCAGAGGUGGUGGAGGUACAGUAGCCUAGUGGUUAAGAGCAUUGGGCUAGUAACCGAAAGGUUGCUGGUUCAAAUCCCCGAACUUACUAGGUGAAGAAUCUGUCGGUGCCCUUGGGUUAGGCACUUAUUGCUCCUGUAAAUCGCCUUGAAUAAGAGUGCUAAAUGACUAAAAUGUCAUGUAAAAUGUGUUUGGCAUUGCAGGAAGUGGGAACCUACCUAAUCACUGUGACUUGAUAAUCUAAUAAUCUGUUAACUACAAUGUUGGUGGCCUGGAAUUGUCACCACAGAUUAUUGAAGAGACUCACAAGACAGUCUGUUGCUGAUAUAUUACUGUCUUCAUAGCAGUAUUUAUUGUUUUCAAAAGUUGGUUAUUUUAAAUCAAGGGUGGUUCAGGGAACCGGACUUAAAAUAUGGAAAAUAACUACAUUAUUUGAGUAACACUAACCGAAAUCUAAAGUGAUCUAUACUGUUCCGGAACAGAACCAUUAUUUAAAAAGCAUGGGAACCGGUUAAUAACAUUAUUUAAAGUU